Molecule: messenger RNA, 2065 nt
Organism: Raphanus sativus (radish)
Lineage: Eukaryota; Viridiplantae; Streptophyta; Magnoliopsida; Brassicales; Brassicaceae
Exons: 4
Coding region: 120-2003 (627 amino acids)
Source: RefSeq, a predicted model, not a curated record
UUACAUUUUGUCAUUUAAUUAAUGUCGGAAAAUGCAUAAUUCUACAUACACUCUCUUUCUCUAGAAAAGGAUCCAUCACACCGUUAGAUCCCCACGGCCGACGGGUCCAAGAUCCAACGAUGCUGAGAUCACGGCGCUCACGUUCCCGUCACGGCGCGCAAGCAUGCGCCGUGAUGUCCGCCGUCCUCCUCCUCGCGUCCGUCUCCCUCCUCUACACGCGUCUCUCACUCUUCUCCUCCCACUCCCCAACCCACCUCCGCUCAACUCCCGCCGGAGAAGACGCCGUCCUCUUCCCCGACUCCCUCCUCGUCUCCGACUCCGACGUCGUCGACCCCACCACCACCACCACCACCGCCGGAGGAGGGAGAGGAGGAUCCACGACCUCGACGGAAGACAGAAUCGACGAGCACGACGACGCGGCGAUCGAAGAGGACAGAUCGAACGAGGAGGACGAGAACCAAGAGGCCGAGCAGGAGCAGGAAGUCGUCUCGGAUCCUAACCGGAGCAAAGCUUCCUCCUCGGGGUUCUACUUCGACCACGUCGCCGGAGUGGUCCGGAGAGCUUUCAACAAGAGAUCGAUCGACGAGUGGGAUUACGACUACACGGGCUUCACCAACGACGAGUCAUCAUCAUCAUCAUCGAGCGUGGUAAAGUCUCAAGCUUUGUUCGGAUCCGACGAUGUUCCGUUGGACGAAUCCAUCAGGAGGAAGAUGGUGGAGGUCAGGAGCGUGGAGGAGGCGUUGAUGUUGAAGAGUGGUGGGAAGAGAUUGUCGCCGUUGAGAGAAGGGUGGGGAGAUUGGUUCGAUAAGAAAGGAGCUUUCUUGAGGAAAGAUCGGAUGUUUAGGUCGAAUUUCGAGACGUUGAAUCCUUUGAACAAUCCUUUGUUGCAGGAUCCCGACGGUGUUGGGGUCACCGGGUUGACGAGUGGGGAUAAGGUUGUGCAGGUGUGGAGGUUGAGUGAGGUUAAGAGAGGAGGUUCUUUCAUGGUGGCGAAGAAAGAACCGAAUGGGUUUAAACGUAAGACGUUGGACGAUGAUAAGGUGGGAGAGCGUGAUGAGGAGGUUAGAGAGCAUUUGUAUGCGGAUGGGAGUAGAUGGGGUUAUUACCCUGGUUUGGAACCGGGUUUGUCGUUUUCGGAGUUUAUGGAUUCGUUUUUUAGGAAGGGGAAGUGUGGUGUGAGAGUGUUUAUGGUGUGGAACUCGCCUGGUUGGAUGUUUAGCGUUAGGCACCAGAGAGGGCUUGAGAGCUUGCUCUCUCAGCAUCGAGAUGCUUGUGUUGUUGUCUUCUCGGAGACUGUUGAGCUUGAUUUCUUCCGAAGCAGCUUUGUGAAGGACGGGUACAAAGUUGCUGUGGCGAUGCCAAACCUUGAUGAGUUGCUGCAAGACACUCCUACUCAUGUGUUCGCUUCUAUAUGGUUCGAUUGGAGAAAGACAAAGUUUUAUCCUACUCACUACAGUGAACUUGUCCGGCUAGCGACCCUUUACAAAUAUGGAGGGGUUUAUCUGGACUCUGAUGUGAUAGUUUUGGGUUCAUUAUCAUCACUGAGAAACACUCUUGGUAUGGAGGAUCAUGCAUCUAAUGAAUCACUUAAUGGUGCUGUUAUGUCUUUUGAAAAGAAAAGUCCGUUCUUACUAGAAUGUUUGAACGAGUACUACUUAACGUACGAUGACAAGUGUCUCCGAUGCAAUGGAGCUGAUCUCUUGACUCGGGUGGCUAAACGGUUUCUAAAUGGGAAGAAUCGGCGUAUGACUCAACAGGAGCUAAACGUUAGACCGUUCUCUGUUUUCUUCCCAAUCAGCUCAUCACAGAUAACAAAUUAUUUUGCAUAUCCUGCAACAGAGGAGGAGAAAUGGAAGCAAGAUGAAGUGUUCAAGAAGAUCAUCAAUGAGUCUUUAACGUUUCAUUUCUGGAACAGUGUUACUUCCUCUUUAAUUCCUGAACCGGAGAGCCUUGUUGCUAGGUUGCUCGACCAUACUUGUAUCCGAUGCUCCGAUGUAUUAUAGAAAUCUUUUCUCUUUUGGUAAAACCAUUUUUUAUUUAUUUAAAGAGAGCAUAGUUUUGUCAA